AUGUCGGAUACUACACCCGAAAAAGGUCUGGUUGAUAGUGUAUCGCCUAGUGCCAGUAAUGGUUCUAAUACAAACAAUCCAUUAAAUAACAGUAGUCCGCAACCCCUCAAAUCUAAUGAAUCUGACAAAAAACCAAAAGUCACGAGAAGAUCUGUGGCAUGCAAAAGUUGUCAUUCGUUGAAAGUUAAAUGCACACCCUCAGAUCCUAAUAAUCCAAGUGCACCCUGUGUCAGAUGUAUUAAUGCAAAUAGAAUUUGUGAAAUCGAUUUAAAUCAAACCAGAAAAAGAAGAAAGAAAUCAGAAAUUUUGGAAGCGAAAAGACAGGCGGGACAGAGUUUACCAGAACAUAAAAAAGAGAAAAAUACACCUACUCAAUCGGGCUACAAUAGUUCUGAAAAUUACAGCAGUAGCAUUAAUAAUGCAAAUGAUUCCCUGUUAACGUCUAGAUAUCAGUCGCCCAUGACUUUUGAUCCCACAUCUCCAAUGGUAUUUAGACCUCAAGCUAGCUCUGCUGUACCACCAAUUUCAAGCAAUCUUAACCCACAGUCAGCGGCUCCAACACCAAUACCAACAUCAGGUAUCCCACCUCAAUUACCUUCACCACAUGAAUCUGCAAUAUUGAGGGGAAAUACCACUUCACCAACAUCAAAGGAUGACGAAAUCAACCAAUUAAAACAGAGAGUACGGUUUUUGGAGACCGAGUUAGCCAAUAAACGUUUACUUGCAAACAAAAAAGGUUUUAGCAAUGAUUCGCCAACAGAUUUGCAAUCACCACCCUUUGUUUCGAAAUUUGAUUUGGAGAGUGAAAUAAGCAUUUUGGCAGAAUCUUCCGCUAGAUUAACCGAUUUAACUAAUCAAUUAAAUGAAGCAGCAUCAAGAAGAAUCCAGUUAGUAUCUGCCAAGAAACCUGUGGACUUGAUUUCCAAAGGGGUAAUCACUGUUGCUGAAGCGGAAGAGAGAUUAAAACUUUAUCGUGAACAGAUAUAUGGUCGACAUCCAUUAAUUGCAAUACCUGAUAACAUGCAUGCUAUAGAAUUUCUGCAAAGCCAACCGUUUUUAUUCAACAGUAUCAUGUCUGCUUGUAAUUUGAUAACUAAAAAUGCCGAUAAAGAUGUUGUAUUAGCAAUUGACAAUGAAGCAAUGACGUCUGUUGCAGUAGAAGUAAUGGUUGUUGGUACAAAAUCAGUUGAGCUAGUGAAAGCUUUUCUGGUACUAUGUUUGUAUUAUAACUCACCUGAAUUAUUCAAACAACGUCGGUAUCACAUGUUGAACACAAUAUGUGUUUCUUUGUUGCAUGAUGUGGGAAUCUUUGCCAGACCAACUUAUUCAUACAAUCAAGCUGACGGGACACUUAAACAAGACGCAAGUUCUAAAGACAAGGGUAAUGAUGAAUACCGUGAAUUGGUAUUAAUUACUUAUUUUGUCACAGUGAGCACAUGUCUUGUGUUACGGAGAUCUAUUUAUGCUAGAUGGACACCAUACGUUGAAGAAUGUUGUUCUCUUCUUGAAAACUCACUGCAAGAGAAACACAGACGUUUGGCACUAUUUGCUCGAAUGAAUAACAAAUUGGAUAAAAUCCAUCACAUUGUCCAUGCACCUGAAAUGCCUGGACAGAAAUCAGGAGUAUCGCAAUAUGUCAUCCAAGAAUUACAACGUUUAUUAUCGGACUUGAAAUUGAAAAUUAAAGACAAUCAAUAUUCACUAUUAUCGUACUAUUAUUCUAUUGAGGCAUAUUUACAUGAACCAAUAUUGACUAAAGUUUUCAAAAGUGAUACUGAACUUGAUGGGAAAGCAAUGAAAUCGAUACGUUACUGCACAAGCUCGUGUUUAAAUGCAUUAGACGAGUAUAGUAAGCUAACACCUGACCAAAUUGCAUUAUUGCCAUUCCCAUUUGGAUCGAGAAUUAUGUAUACAGCAGGUAUGUUGCUUCGUUUGCGGUAUCUUAUCUUGUCGUUGCCAUCUCAUAUUGAUAAAGAAUUAGUUCCUAAACGAGCAGUAACGUCAAUCCAAUGUGUUAGUAAAUUAGUGGAACAAGCAAAUAUUUUGAAUCCUCAUAAUCAUUACUUGACAAAGAUGAGACUAGUUUUACAAUUGUUUAUUCAAACGUAUGCUACUCAAGUACUUGAGUUGUUAAGUAAAAAUGGGAAUACACCGCAGAACUUCAAACCUGAUGAAUCUGAAACACAACAGUUGAGAGCAUUAGCUCGUGAAUAUAACGAUAUUCGGAAAGUCAGCAAAGUCUCGUUAGUUUCAGAUACAAGAAGUGCUGAACCAUUGGAUGUAUUGUCGUAUGCAGCAACUUUUAGACGCGAAAACAAUGAUAAACCUAGUGCUGUUGCCGGUUCUUUGAGAAAGUCAUUUUCAGAGAAUGAUCAAGCUAUCAAAACACCAUCUCAAUGUGGACAAUUUGUAUCAGCAAACAACACUCCAGUGCCACAGGUAAUCAAUUCCCCUCCCAUUCUGCAAACAAAUGUACCCGUGCUUCAUCAAUCACAGUCAAUAAUAAAUGGCAAUAAUAGAAACAGUGCUCCAUUGGCUUUUAAUAAUACUACCACCCCUUCCUUACAUCAAUUUGGAGAUGUUUUACCCCCUUCAUCCAUGCCCCAACCAGACUAUAGGCAAUUUAGAUUACCAUCGAUAUCGAACACGGUGCAUUAUUCUUCCAAUCCAAGAUUGAAUGCCAAUUUAGCAAACCCUGAUCAAUUGGAGAAUUCAUAUCAAGUGUUAAACGAUGAGUUUUGGUCAAAUUUGUUAAGUACGGACUCUACUGAUCGUAUCAAUUUCACAAGUAAUAACUUUAAUGGUAAUACCAGUAAUGAUGAAGUUUUCUUCAUGAACAAUUAA
This is a messenger RNA of Candida albicans SC5314, 2844 nucleotides long. RefSeq names its product War1p (gene WAR1). Lineage: Eukaryota; Fungi; Ascomycota; Pichiomycetes; Serinales; Debaryomycetaceae. Gene Ontology annotation, biological process: regulation of DNA-templated transcription. Bases 1 to 2844 code for a protein of 947 amino acids. Gene Ontology annotation, molecular function: zinc ion binding; DNA-binding transcription factor activity, RNA polymerase II-specific; transcription cis-regulatory region binding. The record is from RefSeq and is a predicted model, not a curated record. Gene Ontology annotation, cellular component: nucleus. The transcript has a single exon.